GGUGGGCGGGCGCGCCGGGUGGCAGGUGUCAGCGGCGUCUGCAUUCGGCAGCGAUGGAGCGGCCCCGGGGAGCUGCGGACGGCCUUUUGCGCUGGCCCCUCGGCCUCCUCCUGCUCCUUCAACUGCUGCCUCCGGCCGCCGUCGGCCAGGACCGGCUGGACGCGCCGCCGCCGCCCGCGCCUCCUCUGCUGCGCUGGGCCGGUCCGGUCGGGGUGAGCUGGGGGCUGCGCGCCGCCGCGCCCGGGGGCCCCGUCCCCCGCGCUGGCCGUUGGCGCCGCGGCGCGCCCGCCGAGGACCAGGACUGCGGCCGCCUCCCGGACUUCAUCGCCAAGCUGACCAACAAUACGCACCAGCAUGUCUUUGAUGACCUCAGUGGCUCAGUGUCCUUGUCCUGGGUUGGAGACAGCACUGGGGUUAUUCUCGUCCUGACCACUUUUCAAGUGCCUCUGGUAAUUGUGAGCUUUGGACAGUCCAAGUUGUAUCGAAGUGAGGAUUAUGGAAAGAACUUUAAGGAUAUUACAAAUCUCAUCAAUAACACCUUCAUUCGGACGGAGUUUGGCAUGGCUAUUGGUCCUGAGAACUCUGGAAAGGUGAUACUAACAGCAGAGGUGUCCGGAGGAAGCCGAGGCGGAAGAGUGUUCAGGUCAUCAGACUUUGCCAAGAACUUUGUGCAAACAGAUCUCCCCUUUCAUCCUCUGACGCAGAUGAUGUACAGUCCUCAGAAUUCUGAUUACCUGUUAGCUCUCAGCACCGAAAAUGGCCUGUGGGUGUCCAAGAAUUUUGGGGAAAAAUGGGAAGAAAUCCACAAAGCAGUAUGUUUGGCCAAAUGGGGACCAAACAACAUCAUCUUCUUUACCACCCAUGUGAAUGGCUCCUGCAAAGCUGAUCUUGGUGCCCUGGAAUUAUGGAGAACAUCCGACUUGGGGAGAACCUUCAAAACCAUUGGUGUGAAAAUCUACUCCUUUGGUCUUGGGGGCCGUUUCCUUUUUGCCUCUGUGAUGGCUGAUAAGGACACAACAAGAAGGAUCCAUGUGUCAACAGACCAAGGGGACACAUGGAGCAUGGCACAACUUCCUUCUGUGGGACAGGAGCAGUUCUACUCCAUCCUGGCAGCCAAUGAGGACAUGGUCUUCAUGCAUGUAGACGAACCUGGAGAUACCGGGUUUGGCACCAUCUUUACCUCUGAUGAUCGAGGCAUAGUCUACUCCAAGUCUCUGGACAGACAUCUCUAUACCACCACAGGAGGGGAGACAGACUUUACCAAUGUGACUUCCCUCCGUGGAGUCUAUAUAACAAGCACGCUCUCAGAAGAUAACUCUAUUCAGAGCAUGAUCACUUUUGACCAGGGAGGACGGUGGGAGCAUCUGAGGAAGCCGGAGAACAGCAAGUGCGACGCGACUGCAAAGAACAAGAAUGAGUGCAGCCUUCAUAUCCAUGCUUCUUAUAGCAUCUCCCAGAAGCUAAACGUUCCAAUGGCCCCACUCUCUGAGCCCAAUGCUGUGGGCAUAGUCAUCGCUCACGGUAGUGUGGGAGACGCCAUCUCGGUGAUGGUCCCAGAUGUGUACAUCUCAGAUGAUGGGGGUUACUCCUGGGCGAAGAUGCUAGAAGGACCACAUUACUAUACCAUCCUGGACUCUGGAGGCAUCAUCGUGGCCAUUGAGCACAGCAACCGUCCUAUCAAUGUGAUUAAGUUCUCCACAGAUGAAGGCCAGUGCUGGCAGAGCUAUGUGUUCACACAGGAGCCCAUCUACUUCACUGGGCUUGCUUCCGAGCCUGGAGCCAGGUCCAUGAACAUCAGCAUCUGGGGAUUCACAGAGUCUUUCAUUACCCGCCAGUGGGUCUCCUACACAAUCGAUUUCAAAGACAUCCUUGAGCGGAAUUGUGAAGAGGAUGACUAUACCACGUGGCUGGCACACUCCACAGACCCUGGAGAUUACAAAGAUGGCUGCAUUUUGGGCUAUAAAGAACAGUUCCUACGGCUACGGAAGUCAUCCGUCUGUCAGAAUGGUCGAGACUAUGUUGUGGCCAAGCAACCAUCCGUCUGUCCGUGUUCCCUGGAGGACUUCCUCUGUGACUUUGGCUACUUCCGUCCAGAGAACGCCUCAGAGUGCGUGGAGCAGCCAGAACUGAAGGGACAUGAAUUAGAGUUCUGUCUGUAUGGCAAGGAGGAGCACCUGACAACAAAUGGGUACCGGAAAAUCCCAGGAGACAAAUGCCAAGGUGGGAUGAAUCCUGCCAGAGAAGUAAAAGACUUGAAAAAGAAAUGCACAAGCAACUUCUUGAACCCCACAAAGCAGGACUCCCGCCCACAGGGACACAGCUUGUCCCAGAAUCCAGCUCCGCCUCCUCUUGGAUACACUGAAAACACACACUUCCUAUCUCCUACCCAGAAGCAGAAUUCCAAGUCAAAUUCUGUCCCUAUUAUCCUGGCCAUCGUGGGACUGAUGCUUGUCACAGUCGUAGCAGGAGUCCUCAUUGUGAAGAAAUAUGUCUGUGGUGGAAGGUUCCUGGUGCACCGAUACUCUGUGCUACAGCAGCAUGCAGAGGCUGACGGAGUAGAGGCUUUGGAUUCAGCCUCCCACGCUAAAAGCGGAUAUCACGAUGAUUCAGAUGAGGACCUCCUGGAAUAGCUCUUCAGAGGAGCUGGGACUGUGUGUGCGUGGAGCCACAGUACCUCCUACACUCCCUGAGGUUCCGACUUGGGGAAAUAAAUUUCCCACCUCGUCGGCCCCAGCUCUGUUUCUGCCACUCCUGUCCAAGCCCAAAGGACCUACACUAAAGAAAGCAGGGUGGGGGUGGGGGGACCCCGACCGACCUCACAGUUGGCUCUAAGGAGAGGGGGGACAUUUUAAAUUCUUUAACAUUUUUGUUUCAAUUUUUGUCUUUUGUAAAAGUGUGGGCUUUAGGCUUCUCUCAGUUUGUUCUGUGCAUUAAGGGAAUGACUUGGGAUACAAAGGGAUUGUUUCACUGACCCCGCUCUCGUGUGUUCCAUCUGGUGCCCACCCCAGGGCAUCUGCCAACUCCAGCAUCAACUCAACUCCCACCGAAUACCUGGUGCCGUCCCUGGGCUCUGCUGGUCACGCGAGGCAGCCUCGGAGAAGGAAGCAGAGGGUGCAAUGACUGGCACACCUGGACAGCUUUUCUCCAUCCGCAGACAGCCCUGUUCAGAGAGCACUGAGCACCAGCCCUGUGCGGCUUCCUCAUCCCCACCUCACCCCCCAACCACGACUGUAGGGCACAAUGACUUUUCUUUUCCCGUUUAAUUAGGCAGUACCCUCAUUAAUUGCCCAUUGGCAACUAACUUAAUCAUGUGCUUCCAACACACUAAAUAGGGAAAGCUUACAGGGCAAUAUUUUUAACUUGUGGCAAGAGGGAGGCAGAGAAUUGACUAGCUCUGACACCUAUUAAAGACAAAACUGGCUGCUUCUGAGCUCUUUCAGGCUAUGCUUUGUGCUGUGCCAGUGGCUCUGCCCAGGCUCCGCCAUCCCUUUCCUGGAGUUCAUUGGUCAGUGCACAGUGCAGCCACAGGACUGACCGUCGUAGGCUUCCAUUUUUCCCAUCACCCACUGUAAAGGCUCAGAGUUGAAUUACCACCGUGGCUGCAUAUUGCUUCCUCCUAAGUUGCUACUGUUCAUAGAACUGGGACUGGGAAUGUUUUCAGGUUGAUGGACUUUUUCAAGCUCAAAGUUACGUUCCCAGACUAUCCUCACCCUUCCUUCCCACAGUUUUGCUGAGUUAUUUGUUGUCCAGAACCUGUUGACUAACCCCACUGAAGGCACAUUUCUAGAUGAUGCCUUGUGUGGUCAAUACAUUGCUUUCACGUUUUAAAUCUAAGGAAAAUUUUUAUCUGAUAUUUUUCCAAAUUAAAUAAGUUAGAGAAUGCAAUCGGCGGAUGUGGGGGCGGCCAUCUGGUAGUGGAAAGCUGUAGCGAUCUGAGUACAGCUUAGAUGUUAGCUGGAGAGGAAGAUGGUGUGGCAGGUCUCUGGUCUCCCUACCCCUGCUGUGCUGAUCACAGUCCCUCCUGGUUACCACUAGGACAUUCUCUAGUAGAUCCAUUUUGCUGUCACUUUAUUCUGUGGCUACAAAGUCAGUGGAAAGUAAAUGUGCCAAACUCACUUGUCAGAGCGCACGAGCAGAUGGCAGAGUCCUCCUCCCCAGCGGGAACAAACAGCAUCAGGGAAAGAGGGGGAGGAAGAGGAGGCCAGAGAGAUGCCGACUGCAGCUCAGUGAGUCAUGGAACGUCAGUUAGAAAACGAAGUUAGGGUCGUUUCUGGGAAGAGAAUCAAUAUCUGUUAGAGCCAGAAUGCUCCAAGUCUUUUAGCUUGUUCAUUUUGUAAUGAUUCUAAAAUAAUUCCAAAGAUAUAGCAGCUCAUAAAUUUAUCAAAAGUUCUGUCCACCCUCACCUCCUGCCAAAGGGGAGAGAUCUAUUUCUACUACACGCUGUCUCUCCCAGUACAUCCCCGGGUUGGUGUGGGUAGAUAGGCCAAUGUAUGGUGAUCUCCCCUAGUGUCUGGAUGGACUUAAUGCUCAUCCUGACCAUCAGAGACUAGGGUGCUCUGCCUCUAGUGGUUUCUGGGAUUUCUGUAGAGCGUGGCAGUUUCUGGCUCAUCUCUCUUGAGCACCGCACUAUUCUUGCCAUAGAGAGAGCCCAGGAGCCAACGUUGAGUCAGCUGCCCGGAGUCUUCAGAGCUCUGAAACUCUUGGCUAUGCAAGACCUCAGGGUCCUUGCAGCAGAGCUUCUCAUGGGUGGCUUGCUGGGGCCGAGGACUCCUCAGAGACGUUUCCUGCAGAGCCAUUAUUUUGACACCUUUUUGUUUUCUUUUUGGAAAACAAAUUAUUAUUCCCCUGCUUCAUGGCUGAAAUAAAAGGUGAUGGUAACUGGGGGCACCCCCUCUCCCUGGGAUAGCCACUGUUGAGGAGCACAGGACCAGCCUCUGGAUCAGUCCUCGCUGCCCCUUCGCUUCUGUCUCUCUAGCUCACUGACUCUGUGGGCUUGGGCUCUGCCCCUACAUCGGCUCUCAGAAGCAUUCACACGCACAGAUGUGCAACCUCAGCCAGCAGUUGAAGCUCUUUAAGCCAUUUUUUUUUUUUUUUUUUACAGAAUUUGUGCUUUGGUUUGCCCUGCGCAGCCUUGGAGCAUCAUAAGCCUGGCUGGUCGGCAUAGUUAUUUUCAGCAUUGUGGUGGCAAAUGAUGUUGGUUCUAGAGACUUAGAGUCUUGGGCAGUAGGAUUUAACACUGCUAGGUAGCUCAGACAUAUCAGAAAAUCCAUAGUGGCCUGAGUUGUAAAUCCAAAACAUAUUUUUGUUGGCUUGGGACCCUAGGGGCUUGGGGUUUUCCUGAGGCAAGAGGUCAUGGCUGAAUGGGCCUGUGCCAUGAAUUGAAUGGAACACUGCUUUGAGGCCCUUGGAGAGUGACAGCAGCUUUAGGGUGGACUCAGGAGCUGUCAGGUUUUUUUUUUUUU
Molecule: messenger RNA, 5462 nt
Organism: Mus caroli (Ryukyu mouse)
Lineage: Eukaryota; Metazoa; Chordata; Mammalia; Rodentia; Muridae
Gene: Sort1
Product: sortilin 1
Biological process (GO): endocytosis; Golgi to endosome transport; vesicle organization
Cellular component (GO): Golgi apparatus; membrane
Molecular function (GO): protein binding
Source: RefSeq, a predicted model, not a curated record